AUGGCCGCCCCACCAUCAGCAUAUAAAGACCGUCAUUUGCUCGCCGUCAUAGGUGAUGAGGACUCGGUCACAGGUCUCCUACUUGCAGGCAUUGGCCACGUCAACUCCCCACCCGACGCCCAAAAAAAUUUCCUCGUCGUUGAUGCAAAGACGGAAACGUCAAUUAUCGAGCAAACUUUCGAUACAUUUACGCAGAAGAGGAAGGACAUCGCUAUUCUGUUAAUCAAUCAGCACGUAUAUCUCCCAACCCCGAUCAAGGCAUGGCCACACAGAGUGAGAAGGAGGCCAAGCGGCAAAACGGGGACUCCGGCGACGAAAUAG
Molecule: messenger RNA, 321 nt
Organism: Bacidia gigantensis
Lineage: Eukaryota; Fungi; Ascomycota; Lecanoromycetes; Lecanorales; Ramalinaceae
Gene: VMA7
Product: H(+)-transporting V1 sector ATPase subunit F
Exons: 3
Coding region: 1-321 (106 amino acids)
Biological process (GO): monoatomic ion transmembrane transport
Cellular component (GO): fungal-type vacuole membrane
Molecular function (GO): proton-transporting ATPase activity, rotational mechanism
Source: RefSeq, a predicted model, not a curated record